Molecule: messenger RNA, 1234 nt
Organism: Polyodon spathula (Mississippi paddlefish)
Lineage: Eukaryota; Metazoa; Chordata; Actinopteri; Acipenseriformes; Polyodontidae
Product: tyrosine-protein phosphatase non-receptor type substrate 1-like
Exons: 7
Coding region: 1-1005 (334 amino acids)
Cellular component (GO): plasma membrane
Source: RefSeq, a predicted model, not a curated record
AUGCAGGGGAGAGGUCCUGUGACAGGGGGUCCUCCAGGACCACUGAGAUGGUACAGGGACACUGGCAGCGGCAGACAGUAUCUCUACUCUACAAUCCCUCCAUCCAAUGAGAGAAACGACCCCCGCGUGUCUCAAGUACAUCCAAACCACCCCACAGAUCUCUCCAUUCGAAUUGUGAGGCUGACCCCGCGUGACUCAGGAAUGUAUUACUGUGAUAAAUACACAGUGUUUGAUGGGUCCCUCAUUGCUAGCGGCGCAGGGAGCAGGCUGAGUGUUCAAGUUAAACCUGACGUCUCCAUCGAAGCGAAGCCAGAGAGAGUGAAAGUGAACGAGUCCGUCUCCCUCACCUGCCGUGCGCGUGGCUUCUACCCGGGGAGGGUCAAUGUGUCCUGGGUCCAGCAGGGCGGCGCUGAGGAGCUUGCUGCAGAGAGGGGAGAGAAUGCGGAGAAUGAGGACGGGACCUUCAGUAGGGACAGUGUGCUGAAUGUCACUGUCACUCAGGAGCUCAGUGCAGCCACAGUGAGCUGCAGGGUUCAGAUAGAAGGACUGCUAGAGACCGUUCAGAGAGAACACACACUGGUAAUGACUGAUCUCAAACCCGAUCCAGACCGUGGCACUGUCUCUGGGAUUGCGAUUCCCGCAGCCGUCACUCUCGUCGUUCUCAUCGCGCUUCUGCUUGCUGUUGGACUCUACUGUCGAUUCCGCGCAGGGAAGAAAAAGGCUGAGAUCGUGAGGCCUCCAGUGUUGAGCAAUGAAACACAUGAAAAGGAGCUGACGUACGCCAGCCUGGAUUUGCAGAAGAAGUCCAGUCGGCAUUCGAUGAUGGUGGCAGAGUCGGAGGUCUGUGCGUACGCCGAGAUCAAAGGGGCGAAGGCCAGGAAUGACCUCACAUACGCCAGCCUGGACAAGGCAAACCUGAAGAAGAAGAAGGAGGAGCCCGGAGGAGAAGGGGAGCCCCCAGGGGGAGGGACGGAGUACGCCUCUGUGAACUUCAGGAAAAACUGAAGAGAAACCUUGCCAGGAGAUUUCAAAUCUGCUGCCAGCCUCACACACACACACACACACACUGUGACACGGACACAGACACACACACGCGUGUGUGCACUGGAGUCUCAUCACACACUGUGGGUGCAUUAGUUACAGUAACCGAGGUGAGAAUUUCUCCGCUCGCUCACUUUUAUUUUUAGAAAAUGCAGAUUCUUAUAUUUUUGUUUUACGCUUGUUUCUUAUUGUA